AUGGACCAGCUGCCCAAGCGCUCGGCCAACUACGUGCCGCUGAGCCCCGUGGGGUUCCUGCCGCGCGCCAAUGCCGUCUACGGCGACCGCGCGUCCGUCAUCUACGGGCGCGUCCGCUUCACCUGGCGCCAGACGUACCAGCGCUGCCGCCGCCUCGCGUCCACGCUCCUGUCCCUCGGCGUCCGCAGGGGCGACGUCAUCUCCGUGCUCGCGCCCAACGUGCCGGCCAUGUACGAGAUGCACUUCGCCGUGCCCAUGGCCGGCGCCGUGCUCAACACCAUCAACACGCGCCUCGACGCCGGCGCCGUCGCCACCAUCCUGCGUCACUCGGGGGCAAAGCUCUUCUUUGUCGACUACGACUACGUGCGCCUCGCCAGCGACGCGCUCCGCCUCCUCGCCGCCGACGGCACGCCCGCCGUCCCGCUCGUUGCCGACAUCGAUGACAUUGACUCGCCCACGGGGGCCCGCCUCGGAGAGCUCGAGUACGAGGCGCUUGUCGCGCACGGCGACCCCGACGCGGAGCUCCCGCCGCUCGAAGAUGAGUGGGACGCCGUCACGCUCAACUACACCUCCGGCACCACGUCCGCGCCCAAGGGCGUCGUCUACAGCCACCGCGGGGCGUACCUGAGCACCACCAGCCUGCUGCUGCAGUGGGGGGUGACCACCGAGUCCGUCUACCUCUGGACGCUCCCCAUGUUCCACUGCAACGGCUGGACCUUCACCUGGGGCAUGGCGGCGCGAGGCGGCGUCAACGUCUGCAUCCGCGACGCGCGCCCCGCCGACAUCUACCGCACCAUCGCGCGCCACCGCGUCACCCACAUGUGCUGCGCGCCCGUCGUCUUCAGCAUCCUCCUCGAGGGCGACGGCGCCACCAGGCAGCUCGAAACCCCCGUGCACGUCCUCACCGGCGGCGCGCCGCCGCCGGCUGCGCUGCUGGAGCGCGUCGAGCGGAUCGGCUUCAAGUGGGACCGCCUCCCGCUCCCGAGGCGCGCGCGCCUCAAGGCGCGCCAGGGGGUCAGCGUCCUGUCCCUCGCCGACGCCGAUGUCAAGAACGCCGACACCAUGGUCAGCGUGCCCCGCGACGGCAAGACCGUCGGGGAGAUCGUCCUGCGGGGCAACGGCGUCAUGAAGGGCUACCUCAACAACCCGGAGGCGAACGACAACGCCUUCAGGGGCGGCUGGUUCCUCACCGGCGACGUUGGCGUCGUGCACCAGGACGGCUACAUCGAGAUCAAGGACCGGUCAAAGGACGUGAUCAUCAGCGGCGGGGAGAACAUCUGCAGCAAGGAGGUGGAGGAGGUGCUGUUCCGCCACCCGGCAGUGGCCGACGCGGCGGUGGUGGCGAUGCCGCACCCCGCUGGGGCGAGACGCCCUGCGCUUUUGUCGUACCCAGGAACAACGCUGCCGAACUCAGCGAGGACGACGUGCUCGCGUUCUGCGAGAAGCGCAUGGCGCGCUUCAUGGUUCCCAAGAAGGUGGAGGUCGUCGGAGCGCUACCUAGGAACGCGCUCGGAAAAAGGUUGA
Messenger RNA from Miscanthus lutarioriparius, 1524 nucleotides. The record is from the annotation of a GenBank genome assembly. NCBI's taxonomy places the organism in Eukaryota, Viridiplantae, Streptophyta, Magnoliopsida, Poales, Poaceae.